Austrofundulus limnaeus is the source of this 1214-nucleotide messenger RNA. It is a transcript of the gene eef1akmt1, whose product is annotated as EEF1A lysine methyltransferase 1. The transcript has 4 exons. The coding region runs from base 261 to 986 and encodes 241 amino acids. Gene Ontology annotation, molecular function: protein-lysine N-methyltransferase activity; nucleic acid binding. The record is from RefSeq and is a predicted model, not a curated record. Lineage: Eukaryota; Metazoa; Chordata; Actinopteri; Cyprinodontiformes; Rivulidae. Gene Ontology annotation, biological process: methylation.
GCAAAGUUAUGUUGGACACUUUUCARUUCAUCAAAGCCUAUAAAUUAUUUGUCCAUUAUAAAGUUUAAAACCAAGACUUUGUAGCAAAAAGUGUUUUGCGGCAGUUUUUCUCCCAAGCCUUUUGUCCYUGUGAAGGAGCCGUAUGACGUCAUUUCCCUGCGACAGCUCGCGUGUUGACAGCAGUGAUUCUGCUCGGGUUUGUUGAUCAAGUCUUCAGUUUUCAAUCUUACAGAAACUCCUCUCUGGUCUCGCCCUCAGCCAUGAGCGACUGUGAUGAUGAUGAUGAUGAUGUCCCCACUCUGUCAGCUCACACUCUGGCAGCCCUGCAGGAGUUCUACAAGGAGACAGGGACCGGUCCGGAUCAUGGUACCACACCCUCAGACCCAUUCGCUGUGGGAGCAGUGGAGGAGGACUGGAGGAUGAGCCAGUUCUGGUACAGUGACGAGACGGCAGCUCAGUUAGCAGAGGAGGUGCUGCGAGAAGCUGGAGAGGGCGGCAGGGUAGCGUGUGUGAGUGCCCCCAGCGUGUACCAGAAGCUGAAGCAGGGCGGGUCUGACCGAGUCUCUGCUGUCGUGUUCGAGUACGACCGCCGCUUCUCCGCCUACGGACAGGACUUCAUCUUCUACGACUACAACGAGCCGCUGUCUCUGCCCUGCAGCGUGGCGCCGCGCAGCUUCGACAUGGUCCUGGCCGACCCGCCGUACCUGUCCCAGGAGUGUCUGAGCAAGGUGGCCCAAACCAUCCGGUUCCUGAGCAAAGACAAAGUGCUGCUCUGCACAGGUGGGUCUCACAGAUCUGACUGCGUCACAGUUAUUCUAAACGUGGAUCAGGUUCUGUUUUCUGCUUCUGCAGGAGCCAUCAUGGAGAAUCUGGCCAAAGAACUGCUGGAUGUGAAAAUGUGCAGCUUUGUGCCCAAACACAACAGAAACUUGUCCAACGAGUUCCGUUGUUUUGUCAACUAUCCGUCCCGUCUGCUGUCCUGCUGAGAGGCGGAGCCUAAAGGACACACAACGCACAGACACUUCACAGCUGCACUUAUGGGAUGUUUAGGUGCUGCGAGGACAUUUUCUCUUUUCAUGAGUCACAACAUCAGUCGACAGAAUAAAAAUAGGAGCUGUUUUAAAUCAUAAAGUCUCACUGCAGAUGUUUCAUUUUGAAGUAUUAACAUCUCUGGUUGACACUGGCAUUUAUUAAUAAAAUGUUUUAUUGUUUUA